GGCGGCGGCCGCGGCGGCGCCUUCUUCCACUUCGCCGACGGCCCGCCGAGCGCCCCUGGCGCGGCCAACGGGCACCCCGGGCCGCGAGGCCCCGCGCCCGCCGGCUCACCGCCGCAGCACCAGUUCCACCCGGGCCGCCGGAAACGCGAGAACAAGGCCAGCACCUACGGCCUCAACUACCUGCUGUCGGGCAGCCGCGCGGCCGCCCUGAGUGGAGGGGGCGGCCCCGGGCCCCAGGCGCCUCGGCCCGGCACGCCGUGGAAGAGCCGCGCGUACAGCCCCGGCAUCCAGGGACUUCAUGAGGAAAUCAUUGACUUUUAUAACUUCAUGUCCCCUUGUCCUGAAGAAGCAGCCAUGAGACGGGAGGUGGUGAAGCGGAUCGAAACCGUGGUUAAAGACCUUUGGCCAGCGGCUGACGUACAGAUAUUUGGCAGCUUUAGUACAGGCCUCUAUCUCCCAACCAGUGACAUCGACUUGGUGGUCUUUGGAAAGUGGGAGCGCCCGCCUCUGCAGCUGUUGGAGCAAGCUCUGCGGAAGCACAAUGUGGCCGAGCCGUGCUCCAUCAAAGUCCUUGACAAAGCGACAGUACCGAUAAUAAAACUCACAGACCAGGAGACGGAAGUUAAAGUCGACAUCAGCUUUAACAUGGAGACUGGGGUCCGGGCAGCCGAGCUCAUCAAGAAUUACAUGAAGAAAUAUUCAUUGCUGCCUUACUUGAUUUUAGUAUUGAAACAGUUCCUCCUGCAGAGGGACCUGAAUGAAGUUUUUACAGGUGGAAUAAGCUCAUACAGCCUAAUUUUAAUGGCCAUUAGCUUUCUACAGUUGCAUCCGAGAAUUGAUGCCCGGAGAGCUGAUGAAAACCUUGGAAUGCUUCUUGUAGAAUUUUUUGAACUCUACGGAAGAAAUUUUAAUUACUUGAAGACUGGUAUUAGAAUAAAAGAAGGAGGUGCCUAUAUCGCCAAAGAAGAGAUCAUGAAAGCCAUGACCAGUGGGUAUAGACCAUCGAUGCUGUGCAUUGAGGACCCUCUGCUACCUGGAAACGAUGUUGGCCGAAGUUCAUACGGGGCCAUGCAGGUGAAGCAGGUGUUUGACUAUGCCUACAUUGUUCUCAGUCACGCCGUGUCACCCCUCGCAAGGUCCUAUCCCAACAGAGACUCUGAAAGCACUCUGGGAAGAAUCAUCAAAGUGACUCAGGAAGUGAUCGACUACCGGAGGUGGAUCAAGGAGAAGUGGGGCGGCAAGGCCCCCCCGGCGCCCGAACUUGACAACAGAAGUAAGAUAAAAGAGCGAAUAAGUGUGUGCGACGGGGACCAGCCCCAGCGCCGAGACCCGGAGUCCCCCUACAGCCAGCGCCUGACCCUGUCUCUGCCCAGCCCCCAGCUGCUCUCGUCCGGCUCGUCUGCCUCCUCUGUGUCUUCGCUUUCUGGGAGUGACAUUGAUUCUGACACGCCGCCCUGCACAACGCCCAGCGUUUACCAGUUCAGUCUGCAAGCACCGACGCCCCUGCUGGCCAGCUUACCCACCGCCUUGCCCAUGCCGAGUGGCAAACCUCAGUCCGCUACUUCCAGAACGUUGGUCAUGACAACUAACACUCAGACCAGGUUUACGAUACCUCCACCGACCCUGGGGGUGGCCCCCGUCCCUUGCAGACAAGUUGGCGUUGAAGGAACUCCAGCAUUGAAAGCUGUUCAUCACAUGUCUUCCCCGGCCAUCCCGUCCGCAUCUCCCAACCCGCUCUCAAGCCCUCACCUGUAUCACAAGCAGCACAGCGGCAUGAAGCUGUCCAUGAAAGGCUCCCACAACCACAGCCAGGGUGGCACGUACAGCUCUGUGGGCAGUGGAGGCGUGCGGCCCCCCGUGGGCAACCGGGGACACCACCAGUACAACCGCACCGGCUGGAGGAGGAAAAAACACACACACACGAGGGACAGCCUGCCCGUCAGUCUGAGCAGAUAAUAGCCCCGAUGGCGCAUCCUGGCCCCCCGCUCUUCCACAGACUCGUGCCGGGCGGCCUUGGAGCCCAGCCGGGAACUGAGACCAGCAUCCAGCACGUCGGCCCGGGCCCCUCGGACCGCCCGCCGCUGAUCACUCUGCAUGUUCCUUGUGUGGUGGUCACGUCCAUCUUAAAGAACAGCCCCUUGUGCUCAUCUGUGAAGCCUUAUUAAAUCUGGACGCUGUGUCUGCCUUCCCGGGAUUCUUCUCUCCGGUGCCGGAGUGGGUCUGGACCGGGAACUGCAGGGACAGGACGCAGGCCUCGGGUUUCUCGGCAGCCAGUCUGGGUCCUUUGCGGUUGGGGUGUUUUCAUGGCACGUCCGCCAGAGCAGCAGAGCUCAGCCCCCGUUCUCGUUCCUUCCCCAGCGGGUAGGGUUGGGAGGUCGCCAUUGUGUCACUGCCCUCACGUUUUGUUUCAAAUUUCAGAACUGUUUUUCUAUGUAAAUAUUGAAAACUUAUGAUUUGUGCAAUAACUCAGAUAUUUUUAUUUAAUUCAUAUUUUCACAUAAGUUAUAUUUAAGGGAGGAGGUUUUUUAAACAAGCUUAGGUCCUUUCCCGAGUCACAUUUUCUAAGUUGGGUUCAUCGUGUCGGCUGGUUGUCUGAGGAGCUCCGCUACCAACACCGUGAGUGACGGGCUCGGGGUUUAUUUUUGUGUUUUUCUUUUGGUCAGACACGAGGCCUCUCCGUUCGUGGCCCUGCAGGGACGCGGCUCCCGAGCCUUCUGACCAGCUGCCGCCGGCCCUGCGUCCGGCCUGUUUUCUCGCUCUGACCGCAGAGCUGUAACGUUUUGGUUUUUUGGUUCUUUUAAAGUAGACAACAAAUCCAGCAUUUAAAGUGCCAGAAGUAUAACUUUGUAAGGGGAGAGAGGGUGGUCACAUUAUCAAAUCCUUAAAAAAAAAAAAAAAAAGUGAACUUUGAAGUGCUUGGGUCUGCUUAGUCACACGCCUGUAAGGAUGGGGCCGGUGAAUAUCAGGACGGACGAGGGUACCCAGUUUUAGGAAUGUGGAGAAAGGGAUUAUGUUUGAUUCCAUUGAGGAAUCUGUAGCAGUAUGCAUUCGUUCUGUUAAGAGCAAAUCUACGAGAAGUACUUCGCUGCUCAGUGCACCGUAGGGAGGACUUGUACCACCGCGGAGAACACAGCCCGGGGCUGGGCCGGGAGCAGCCGGCACCCGACUUGAGAAGCAUACAGGGAUACUAUGCAAGCGUAGUCUGCCAUGACAACCACUGUCUUUGUUACGUUUUUUUGAACAAGAAUAUAUCCAUCCGGCCUAACCCUGAGUUUUCGGAGCACCACAGUUGUCCCAGAUGCUAGUUGCUCUCCUAGGUCAUCUGACCUCCCGUUUUUAAAAUGGGGGUUCUGGCCCUGCGAACACUACAGGUAGGUUGGUCUUUAAUGUCCGCUAGUGGAGAAUGUCGCAUCGAGAGACUGAACUACCAUGACACUGAUGGACGUGCAGAGCGGGGAGCUCUGGAGUGCGGCCUGGGGGUGGGGUCUCGGCCAGGACGGCUCCCCAGUGUCGGCGGCCAGCCUCUGCCCCGGGACCGGCCCCGGCACUGCCGAUGGCUGCCGGCUGCGGCGGCGGCUUCUCCAGGGGGCCUUCCAGAAGAGAGUAGCACACGUUGUCUGCAGUUCUUGACGAUCGAAAGUUACCAGAAAUAUUUAAAGAUAUUUAAAUUGUGAAUCUGUUGAUAAAGAAAUAUUUAUAAAAACUGAUACGUAAGCCUGUACUAAUCUCCACACAUUAGCAAUACUGACUGUCACCCUACAUUAAGGAACCACUGCGGGGCGCGGGUCCCGUGGGGUGUGCAUUUUAAAGCUCGAUUCACAGACACAGGCGCCAUGCUCCAUCCCCGUCAUGGUGAACCGAAUGAAUUGGCCCGGCUACCACUGUGGUCACGCCCUACAGAUAGAACAAAACGAUAUCAUGUUUAGAUUUUUUUUGUGUGUGGACAAUAAAGCUAGAAGCUAAAAUUGACAUAUUUUUAUGUAAAGUUUUUCUAUUCUUUGAUUUUUAAUAAACUUUGGAAACCAG
Molecule: messenger RNA, 4026 nt
Organism: Ailuropoda melanoleuca (giant panda)
Lineage: Eukaryota; Metazoa; Chordata; Mammalia; Carnivora; Ursidae
Gene: TENT4A
Product: terminal nucleotidyltransferase 4A
Exons: 13
Coding region: 328-1956 (542 amino acids)
Biological process (GO): polyadenylation-dependent ncRNA catabolic process; RNA 3'-end processing
Cellular component (GO): nucleolus; TRAMP complex
Molecular function (GO): mRNA binding; poly(A) RNA polymerase activity
Source: RefSeq, a predicted model, not a curated record